AUGGUAAAGAGUUUUUAACAAAACCCCUCAUAUUUAGACCCAAUUACAAAUUAUUACUCAUCCACAAAAACAAGAAUUCAAAACCCUAGCUCCUCACUAAAUCCUUCGUCUCUUUAAGUUUCUCUGUCCUGCAACUUUUCAUCGUUGAUAAAGAAUCAUUAUUUGAGAGUAAGUAAUUGAAAAUGAGUGGAGCAGGAGAGAAAGGAUCAACAACCAAGACUCCAGCAGAUUUUCUCAAGUCUAUUCGUGGACGACCUGUUGUUGUCAAAUUGAACUCUGGUGUUGACUAUCGAGGUAUCCUUGCCUGUUUAGAUGGAUACAUGAAUAUAGCAAUGGAGCAAACCGAAGAAUAUGUUAAUGGGCAAUUGAAGAACAAAUAUGGUGAUGCUUUCAUUCGUGGAAACAACGUGCUUUACAUCAGCACAUCAAAGAGGACACUAGGGGAGGGAGCUUAAAUCACGCACAAGAUUGACUGGCCUUGGUUAUCCUGUCUACUUUGAUUAUGUAACUGGCCUUUCUUCAACAUGUUGAUGAAGUUCCCUCUUAAUGUUGUAAUUUGUGUAGGCUUUGGUUCAGUCAUGGAUGUUAUCUUUAUUGGCUUUUGGUAUAGUGAGUCAAUGACAUUUUUUCGCAUUGCCAAGAUCAAGAAACAGUAGUUUCUCGUCGUUGAUUUGAGUUUUUGUUGAGUAUAGUUUGAUGCUGACUUUGUUUUGGAUAAUAGAUGCAUAUAUAAUAUACUUGCCUUGAAUUCUGCAAGAGUUAAA
Solanum lycopersicum (tomato) is the source of this 764-nucleotide messenger RNA. RefSeq names its product sm-like protein LSM36B. Gene Ontology annotation, biological process: mRNA splicing, via spliceosome; maturation of SSU-rRNA. The record is from RefSeq and is a predicted model, not a curated record. Gene Ontology annotation, cellular component: U6 snRNP; sno(s)RNA-containing ribonucleoprotein complex; nucleolus. Gene Ontology annotation, molecular function: RNA binding. Lineage: Eukaryota; Viridiplantae; Streptophyta; Magnoliopsida; Solanales; Solanaceae.